This is a messenger RNA of Ceratotherium simum simum (southern white rhinoceros), 3796 nucleotides long. RefSeq names its product purinergic receptor P2X 7 (gene P2RX7). The record is from RefSeq and is a predicted model, not a curated record. Gene Ontology annotation, biological process: response to ATP; cell surface receptor signaling pathway; calcium ion transmembrane transport. Lineage: Eukaryota; Metazoa; Chordata; Mammalia; Perissodactyla; Rhinocerotidae. Gene Ontology annotation, cellular component: plasma membrane. Gene Ontology annotation, molecular function: extracellularly ATP-gated monoatomic cation channel activity; purinergic nucleotide receptor activity; ATP binding.
AGGAGCUCAAACUUAAAAGGCUCCUGCUAAGAAUCAAGUCGUUUCAUUUCCUUCUUACUGGUGGUCCUGUUGUGGCCCUUGUGUGAGGGUUGAGCCCUGGUCCAGCCCCCAGUGAGCAGAGAGCGAGCAUUUCACCAUGGCAGCCUGCUGCAGCUGGAGUGAUGUUUUCCAGUAUGAAACAAACAAAGUCACCCGGAUCCAGAGCAUGAAUUAUGGCACCAUUAAGUGGAUCUGCCACCUGAUCGUCUUUUCCUACGUUAUCUUUGCCCUGGUGAGUGACAGGCGGUACCAAUGGAAAGAGCCUCUAAUCAGUUCUGUGCACACCAAGGUGAAAGGAAUAGCAGAGGUGAGAGAAGAGAUCACCGAGAACGGAGUGAAGAAGGUGGUGCAGAGUGUCUUUGACACCGCAGAUUACACCUUCCUCUUGCAGGGGAACUCGUUCUUUGUGAUGACAAACUUUCUCAAGACAGAAGGCCAACAGCGGGGGUUGUGUCCUGAGUAUCCCACGCGCAGGACGCUCUGUUCCUCUGACAGGGGUUGUAAAAAGGGAUGGAUGGACCCGCAGAGCAAAGGAAUCCAGACUGGAAGAUGUGUACUGUACAAAGGGAACCAGAAGACCUGUGAAGUCUCCGCCUGGUGUCCCAUCGAGGCAAUGGAAGAGGCCCCCCGGCCUGCGCUCUUGAACAGUGCUGAAAACUUCACUGUGCUCAUCAAGAAUAAUAUCGACUUCCCUGGCCACAAUUACACCACGAGAAAUGUCUUGCCAGGUUUAAACAUCACUUGUACCUUUCACAAGACUCAGAAUCCACGGUGUCCCAUUUUCCGACUAGGAGAUAUCUUCCGAGAAACAGGAGAUAAUUUUGCAGAUGUGGCAAUUCAGGGAGGAAUCAUGGGCAUUGAGAUCUACUGGGACUGCAUCCUGGACAGUUGGUUCCAUCGCUGCCGUCCAAAAUACAGUUUCCGCCGCCUUGACGACAAGACCGCCAGCAAGUCCUCGUACCCUGGCUACAACUUCAGAUAUGCCAAGUACUAUAAGGAAAACAAUGUUGAAAAACGGACUCUGAUAAAAGUCUUCGGGAUCCGUUUUGACAUCCUGGUUUUUGGCACUGGAGGAAAAUUUGACAUUAUCCAGCUGAUUGUGUUCAUCGGCUCAACUCUCUCCUACUUUGGUUUGGCCACCUUGUUCAUCGACUUUCUCAUCAACACUUACUCAAGUAAAGGCUGUCGGACCCGUAUUUAUCCCUGUUGCAAGUGCUGCGAGCCCUGCUCAGUCAAUGAAUACUACUACAGGAAGAAGUGUGAGUCCAUUGUGGAGCCAAAGCCGACAUUAAAGUAUGUGUCCUUUGUGGAUGAAGCCCACAUUAGGAUGGUGGACCGGCAGCUACUUGGGAGAAGUCUGCAAGAUGUCAAGGGUGAAGAAGUUCCAAGACCCUCGAUGGACUUCACAGACUUGUCCAGGCUGCCCCUGUUUCUCCAAGACCCACCCCCAACUUCUCAACAACCAGAGGAGAUCCAGCUGCUUAGUGAAGAGGUGACUCUUAAACACAGAGACAGCCCGCACUGGUGCCAGUGUGGAAACUGCCUCCCAUCCCAGCUCCCUGAGAGCCAUAGGUGCCUGGAGGAGCUGUGCUGCCGGAAAAAGGUGGGUGCCUGCAUCACCACCUCAGAGCCGUUCAAGAAGCUCGUCCUGUCCAGACGCGUCCUGCAGUUCCUCUUGCUCUACCAGGAGCCCUUGCUGGUGCUGGACGCAGAUUCCACCAACAGCCAGCUGCGGCACUGUGCCUACAGGUGCUACACCACCUGGCGCUUUGGCUCCCAGGACCUGGCUGAUUUCGCUAUCCUGCCUAGCUGCUGCCGCUGGAGGAUCCGCAGAGAGUUUCCCAAGAGUGAAGGCCAGUACAGUGGCUUCAAGGGUCCUUACUGAUGGCAUGGGACUGAGCAGUCAUAUUAACAUUACCUUUGCUUGCACUUGGAGCUUCACCUGCAAAGAUCUGUGGCCAGAUUUUCAGCCAAAGGGCAAUGUGCUUUCCUCUCCUACAGCUAUGUGUGUCAGAGAGGAGGGUGGCCGGGGUAAACAAACAAACAAACCAGAAUUCCUCAGCAUGGACUAAGUGUCAAGAGAUUCAGAUUUAUGUCUUAAUUUUGUCCCUAGGAAGUUGUGUGAUCCUAGGCCUUUAACCUCUGUAUCUCAGUCGCCUUGUUAUCCAACCUACUAUCUCACAGAGAUAUUGGCAGGAUAAAUUGAGACAGAGUACAUGAACUUUCUCCUUAAUGCAUACAGAGCUACAUGAACGCAAAGCAGCUCGUUAUGAGGUCAGACUAGGAUAAUGUCCAACUAUGAACAAACCUUUUGGGUUCUGGUUGGAGAAUGUGGAAGAUUAAAAGUGGCCACAAAUUCUUUGGCACUUGUCCGUCAAGACCUGAAGGUUAUGUCUCCUCCCCUCGCAUCUGGGCAGCUCUGCCUGCUUUAUCCAACAGUGGAAGUUAAGCUGUGUCAGCUUCAGGGUCUUGGUUUUAAGAGGCUGGCAGCUUCCACUUCCUGUCCCUUGACACUCUUGCUGUGAAGAAAGUCAGCCCUCAGGUAAAAGUCUGACUAUCCUGAAACCACCCUGCUGUGAGGAAGCCCAAAGAGCCACAUGGAGAGGAGAGACACCCAACCAGCCCCCAGCUUUCAAGCCAUCCAAGCCCAGUCACUAGACAUGGGAGAGAAGAAGACUUCAGAGGAUUCGAGUUUGCUAACAUAUGACUGCAACUGCAGACACCCCAAGUGAGAGCUGCCCAGUGAACCCACAGAACAAAAUGGUUGUUUUAAGCCACUAAGUUUUGGGUUGUUUGUUACACAGCAACAAAUAAGUGGGACAGAGAGCAAGCCUGACUCAUGGGAACAUAGACUCAGCCCAUACCGGCCCUGGUUCUAAGGUUCUUAGGGAGCCUGGACCACCCCUGGACCCCCUCAGGGGCUUAGGUUUCUAUUUGGCAGUUCUAGGAGGGCCGCAGACCAAAUCAGGUAACUCACCAGACGAGCCCUGGAAUCAUCCCAUCUAACUGCCGAGCUACUCAAUACAUUCCAAUCUGCAUCAUGUUUCUAUGACUACAAGUAACUACUGCUGUUAAAAACUGGAAAAAGCCACCUUCAUGCCUUUAACAUCCUGUACUUUGCAGCAAAUUAGAAUGGAUGCAGUCUGGAUGCUACUUAAAAAGCAACUCCCACCCAAACCUUUACCAUUUCUAUACAUCAACUGCUAAGAAGAUGAAAAUGGAUAGUCGUAGGUGUUAGGAUCCUCUGCAGCAUUUCCUUUUCAUGGGUUUGGCACUACAAUUGACUAGUCAUCUAUUUCUAAACAAUGACUAUUUCAAAGAAUAAAUAGAAACCACUAUUUGAUACUGUGACUGAUGAAGGAUCUGUGAGGUUUUUUAUGCAUACUCUAAGAUUUACCAUUUUGAUACUUUUUAAAACCAGCAGCUUUCUACUGUAUUAAUGUAAAAUAGUGUGAACAAAAAUCUUUUCUUGACCCAGGAUUUUAUCUGGCUUUAAACUCAGGAAUCAAGUUACUUAGACCAGAUUCAACUUUCAUUUUUACUACCUUUCAGAGAUAUUUUUGAAAAGAGGAUUAUAUAUGACUUCUUCAGCAAUGAAAUUUUUUACUCCUAGAAUUCUAUGUAACUGCUACAGAUUUCCAUUUGAUGGCCUGAACCUUUAUACCUUAUUUUGGGUGCCUUAUUCCUAGCAUGUUUCUAUCACCUUGUAGAGGCCCCAGAUAGAAUUUAGCAUGACAAAUACCACUGGAUCCACCUA